Messenger RNA from Bacidia gigantensis, 702 nucleotides. RefSeq lists its product as uncharacterized. Bases 1 to 702 code for a protein of 233 amino acids. The transcript has 2 exons. Lineage: Eukaryota; Fungi; Ascomycota; Lecanoromycetes; Lecanorales; Ramalinaceae. The record is from RefSeq and is a predicted model, not a curated record.
AUGGGCCUCCUCGACCCCAUCUACAGUUUCGCAAACACAGCCAUCUCCGGUGCAGGCGGUGCAGUCGGCGGCGCCAUCUCAUCUGUUGGCGAUGGCAUCUCCUCCACCGGCCGCAACCUCGGCGACAGUGUAGCCGGUGCAGCUAACGGGUACGCCUCCUACGUAAACGACACCGCGAACUACGUCCGCGACGCCACCGGCGCCGAAGGCGUGCGCAAGGGCACAGGCAACAACCCGCUCGGGCUCUCCUCGGGCAAAGAAAGCGCUCGCUCCUACGGCGGCGCCACAUCCUACAAAGGCCUCUCAUCCACCUCCUCGGCCCCGUCCAAGGCCGCCAAGAGCGCGAGUGCGAACGUUGGUGCCGCGAAGAAAGCACCUGCGGCUGCGCAGAAGAAAGCCACGGGUGCAGCAGGUGGAGCAGCGAAGAAAGCGCCCCCUGCUGGCGUGGGGAAGAACGUGACUGGCAAGCCGGGCAAUGCGGGUAAACCCGCAGCCACUGCGAAGGCGCCGGCCAAAGCGCCUGCGAAGCCAGCGCCGAAACCGCCGGCGGCGGCGAAGGGACCAGCGGGCGGGACGAGGGCGGCGGCGGCUGGGAAGGUAGGGGGAGCGGGGGAUGCGGGGAAGAAAGUCGGUGGGACGGUUACGGGGAUGAGUGGGGGGUUGACGCCUGCGCAGAAGGCGUUGGCUGCGAGGAAGAAGUAG